Motacilla alba alba is the source of this 2763-nucleotide messenger RNA. RefSeq names its product histidine ammonia-lyase (gene HAL). Gene Ontology annotation, biological process: L-histidine catabolic process. Gene Ontology annotation, molecular function: histidine ammonia-lyase activity. Bases 130 to 2112 code for a protein of 660 amino acids. The record is from RefSeq and is a predicted model, not a curated record. NCBI's taxonomy places the organism in Eukaryota, Metazoa, Chordata, Aves, Passeriformes, Motacillidae. Gene Ontology annotation, cellular component: cytoplasm. The transcript has 20 exons.
UGCCUCUAUCCGAUUGCAACACUGGGCUCUAGAUAGGCACAGCUCUUCAGGCCAUCAUCACAUGGUAAAUGUGAGGCUGCUGCACGCUGCAGCCCUUCUUGGUCAAGGAGCAAUUCUUGGAGAGAAAGCAUGCCGAGGUACACAGUGCACGUCCGAGGAGAAUGGCUGGCAGUGCCAUGCCUAAGCUCCACAAACACCAUUGAGUGGCUGGGAAAGGAAGCUGUGAGACGGUACAUGAAAAACAAACCUGACAAUGGGGGAUUUGCCUCAGUGGAAGAAGUAAAGUUUUACAUUCGAAGGUGCAAGGGACUUGGCUUGCUGGAUCUUGAUGAUACGGUGGAGGAUGCUCUAGAAGACAAUGAAUUUGUUGAAGUUGUUAUAGAAGGAGAUAUAAUGUCUCCAGAUUUCAUACCAUCUCAGCCAGAAGGAGUUCAUUUAUACAGCAAAUACCGAGAACCAGAACAAUAUAUUUCUUUAGAUGGCAACAGCUUAACAACGGAGGACUUGGUCAAUUUAGGAAAGGGACUCUACAAGAUAAAGCUCACACCUGAAGCUGAAAUUAAAGUCAAAAAAUCACGAGAAGUGAUUGAACGGAUCGUAAAGGAACAGACGGUUGUUUAUGGAAUCACCACGGGUUUUGGAAAGUUUGCCAGGACUGUCAUCCCAAACAGUAAUCUGAGAGAGCUUCAAGUGAACUUGGUUCGUUCACAUUCUGCAGGUGUGGGGAAACCUUUGACCCCAGAGAGAACUCGCAUGCUGUUGGCACUGAGAAUCAAUGUCCUAGCCAAAGGAUACAGUGGAAUAUCCCUAGAAACCCUCGAGCAAGUUAUUGAAGUAUUUAAUGCAUCCUGCCUUCCUUAUAUCCCAGAGAAAGGGACAGUUGGAGCCAGCGGAGACUUGGCCCCUCUCUCUCAUCUUGCUCUGGGAUUAAUUGGAGAGGGAAAGAUGUGGUCCCCGAAGAGUGGCUGGGCUGAUGCUAAAUAUGUCCUGGAAGCCCAUGGACUGAAACCAAUUACCUUGAAACCAAAAGAGGGUCUAGCUCUCAUCAACGGGACACAAAUGAUCACCUCACUGGGAUGUGAGGCGGUGGAAAGAGCUGGAGCUAUAGCGAGGCAAGCUGACAUCAUCGCUGCCCUUACACUGGAAGUCCUGAAGGGUACAACAAGGGCCUUUGACACUGAUAUCCAUGCAGUGCGCCCGCAUCGAGGGCAGGCUGAAGUGGCCUUUCGAUUCAGGUCCCUUCUAGAUUCUGACCAUCAUCCAUCAGAAAUAGCAGAGAGCCAUCGAUUCUGUGACCGAGUUCAGGAUGCGUACACAAUGCGCUGCUGCCCUCAGGUCCAUGGAAUUGUAAAUGAUACAAUUGCUUUUGUGAAGGACAUAAUAACGACGGAAAUCAACAGUGCCACGGACAACCCUAUGGUGUUUGCUGAAAGAGAAGAGACCAUUUCUGGAGGAAAUUUUCAUGGUGAAUAUCCUGCAAAGGCUCUGGACUAUUUAGCAAUUGGUGUGCAUGAACUCGCUGCAAUUAGUGAAAGAAGAAUUGAGAGGCUCUGCAACCCCUCACUCAGUGAACUGCCUGCAUUUUUAGUCACUGAAGGAGGUCUGAACUCUGGCUUCAUGAUUGCACACUGCACAGCAGCUGCCCUGGUGUCUGAGAACAAAGCCUUGUGCCACCCCUCUUCUGUGGAUUCUCUCUCAACCAGUGCUGCUACAGAGGAUCACGUGUCCAUGGGAGGAUGGGCUGCAAGAAAAGCUUUGAGAGUUAUUGAACAUGUGGAACAAGUUCUGGCCAUCGAGCUGCUCGCCGCCUGCCAGGGCAUUGAAUUCCUCCGCCCUCUGAGAACGACAACCCCAUUGGAGAAGGUCUACGACCUUGUGCGCUCCGUGGUGAGGCCCUGGAUAAAGGAUCGCUUCAUGGCCCCAGACAUUGAAGCAGCUCACAAGCUGCUCGUGGAACAGAAGGUGUGGGAAGUGGCUAAACCUUAUAUUGAAAAGUACAGGAGGGAACACAUCCCUGAAUCAAGACCCAUUUCACCUACAGCUUUCUCCCUGGGAUCUCUGAGAAUGAGUGCAGAUGAUAGUCAUGACCACAGGCAUCAGAAUGAGCUCUAAGAGUUGUGAUCCUCUGGAAGAGAGCAGAUCCUUUCCAUAACCUUACCUGAGCAUGGCCGUUCUACUCACACUCAAUGUGGUUUCUCCAGGCGACCUAGAGGACCUCACUGUCUAGCUCAGAAGCACAAAUAGAUAGUAAAGAAAAGUCUCGCUGCUUUCCUCAUGUGUAAAAGACACCUUUGUCGUGAUAGUGUGGUGUUGACUGAAUUUCAUGAACUUCUGAAUACAAAUCAUUCAGACUCCUGAUGAAACCAGUAUUUGUUUUGUCAACAUUUCGUUUGUUUUCUCUCCAUCUGUGCCAAUGAUACCAAACAGCCUAUGAUUGAUAUUCUUAACUUUUUUCCCUCCCCCUUUGGGUAACUGCUAUGAUCCCUUUCCUUUUACCAGAAGCAAGAUUAUCUUUACUCUUAGUUAUUCUCUUCUGCAGGACAUAUGUGAGGUAUAGGCUCUUGUAUAACAGGAGCAUUUUUAUAGCAGGUGCUUCACAAAUCAGGAAAGCUGUGUGCAUAGGAAUGUGCUGUGGAGAUCACUGCUCCAGAACAAAUAUGUUAGAUUCUGGUGAUGGACUACAUUUAAUACAGCUUUCCAAGAGCUAUGGCCUCACACCCACAAUCAAUAAACUGAGGCUUCACAUAUGGUUGUAGCAAUCAA